UAUAUAGUUGGGGAAGGGUCCGGGUCCCCCAUCUAGUGCCUGCAGCCGUCCGGCAGCGUGCGUGCUGAGUGUGCGGAGCGGCGCGGAGAAGCUGGGCUCUGUCUGUCUGUCUGUCUGUGUCUCUCUCUCUCCCCGUCUCUCCCCAGGAUUUAUGGACUUUACUUUCUAGAGGGCGGCGCGGCAAGGAUGAGAGCCCAGCUGGUGUGCGUGGUGCUGCUGGCCCUGGCCUCCUGCAGCCUCUGCUCAGAUUCAGAAGAGGAAAUGAAAGCGUUAGAAGCAGAUUUAUUGACUAAUAUGUACACAUCAAAGAUUAACAGAGCAAAACUUCCUUACUGGAAAAUGACCCUGCUAAAUGUCUGCAAUCUUGUCAACAACAUAAACAACCAAGUCGGGGAAACAGUCGAGGUAGAUGAAGAGGAUCUUGUUUCAGGAAGACAGUUUCCUGCUGCUCUGGAUGGCUUCAGCUUGGAAGCAAUGUUGACAGUUUAUCAGCUCCAAAAAGUUUGCCACAGCAGAGCCUUUCAGCACUGGGAGUUAUUUCAGCAAGAUGGUUUUGAUCUAGAGAAUUCAAGCCAAGACAAGGAAAUAAUGAAAAGAAAAAAUCCCUAUAUUCUGAAACGGCAGCUACAUGUGAACAAAGCUAGAAGACCAUACAUACUUAAGAGAAGUUCAUAUUACUGAUGCAGCAGAAGAAAACAUUGUAUAUUUAGUUUAUAGGUAACUGUGCAUUAUGGUUAUCUUAUCUAAAUCUGAAAUCAUACUUGUGUGAAAAUAUACUAUGGAAAACCAUCAAGAUGAUAACAUAGCUGUGUCUUUUUUUUGCAACUGCUGUUUCUUGAUUGUGAUUUUUUCCUACUUGAGAUUAAUUGGAUUAAUAUAUUUGCAAAUAAAUCUAGUUUCUAAGCAUGA
Messenger RNA from Merops nubicus (carmine bee-eater), 909 nucleotides. RefSeq names its product neurotensin (gene NTS). NCBI's taxonomy places the organism in Eukaryota, Metazoa, Chordata, Aves, Coraciiformes, Meropidae. The record is from RefSeq and is a predicted model, not a curated record. The coding region runs from base 187 to 681 and encodes 164 amino acids. Gene Ontology annotation, cellular component: axon terminus; extracellular region. Gene Ontology annotation, molecular function: neuropeptide hormone activity. The transcript has 4 exons.